Brettanomyces bruxellensis is the source of this 1890-nucleotide messenger RNA. RefSeq lists its product as uncharacterized. Lineage: Eukaryota; Fungi; Ascomycota; Pichiomycetes; Pichiales; Pichiaceae. Gene Ontology annotation, biological process: intracellular signal transduction; protein phosphorylation. The transcript has a single exon. Gene Ontology annotation, molecular function: ATP binding; protein serine/threonine kinase activity. Gene Ontology annotation, cellular component: nucleus; cytoplasm. Bases 1 to 1890 code for a protein of 629 amino acids. The record is from RefSeq and is a predicted model, not a curated record.
AUGUCGGACUUGGUAGAAAAUUGCUCCGGUCAUACCUUUGCAUUACCAGCAUCAGACUCUCUCAACCCAGUUUGGAAUCCCAUUGAUUCGAAGGAAGAGAUAAUACCAUAUUAUGAUAGAUUAGAGUUACCAGUAAAGCUGGCAGAAGAAAAGUAUCAAGUGGUUGGAGGCUUGGGAACAGGAAGUUUUGGCUCAGUUAUUCUGGCUAAAAUCAAAAAUGGCUAUAUGCAAUCUAUCAGAAAAAAUAUGUGCCGUCAAGUGGGAACUUUAAUGGAACCAAUCGCUAACUAUCAAAGAGCUCCAACUCAAUUAGUGGCAAUUAAAAUCAUGAUCAAAAAGCUCCACUCGGUAGCAGAUUAUUCUAGGGUUAAAGAGGUUAACUUUAUCCUUUCAGUUUCUUCCCAUCCGAAUCUCGUUCAGAUAUAUGAUGUGUUCAUUGACAAAAUGUUCUUGAAGCUCCAUAUUGUAAUGGAAACAAUGAAUCAAAAUUUAUACCAAUUGAUGAAAACAAGAAAGGGAUCCUUAUUUUCCCCUCCAACGUUGAAAAAUAUAUUAGCACAGCUUUUAGCAGCAAUUCGACAUAUACAUCGCUCUAAAUUCUUUCACAGGGAUAUAAAACCUGAAAAUAUUCUUGUGAUGCCAACAGUGACUUUUUACGGAUCAAAAGAAAAUGUGCCACCAUCCAUGAAAAAUUGCACUUAUGUUAUAAAGUUAGCAGAUUAUGGUUUAGCUCGUCAUGUCAGCAACAACAAUACCUUCACCGCAUAUGUGUCUACCCGCUGGUACAGGUCACCUGAAAUUCUUCUUCGAAAAAAGAAGUAUUCAUUUCCAGUGGACAUUUGGGCAUUUGGUUGUGUGGCAGUUGAAACGGCUACAUUUAACCCCCUUCUUCCAGGACAGAAUGAAUUGGAUCAAACCUGGAAAGUGUUGGAACUUUUAGGCUGCCCGGAGAGAAUAAAUUGUCCAGAAAUUAAGGAACCGUUAGGAGGUUAUUGGGAUGAAGCACAGCCUUUGGCCGCAAAAUUGGGAUUUUGUUUGCCAAAGUUACCUGGUACUAGUAUCAGUCAUAUUUUACCAAGAAAAGAUAUUCCAAAAACAGAGAGAUAUCAGUUAUAUGAGAUUGUAAAAUCAUGCUUGACUUGGGAUGCUGGACUCAGAGCAAAGGCGGAAAUCCUUGCGAAAAGCUUGUACUUCCGGAAUACUGUUCUAACAGAAGAAGAUAAACUUCGUUACGAAAAAGGAUGUGCCUUCAUUAACAGUCUUUCAAAUCUUGGUGAAAAGGAACUGUCAACGAUGAAAACAAAGAGGAUGGACAACAUUAACCUAAAGGAGAAUACCAAUCCUGUUUCAUCAAAAAUUGAUCAAAUUGAGGGUUCAGCCAGUUCAACGAACCGAAGUCUAAAUAAAGAGAAGAAAUUAAGAAACUUUGAUCUAGACUUGUUUCAUUUAUUUAGAAAUAGGCAUACGAAUCAGCGAAAAGAGGAAAAGAUUCCAUCCUUAGAAAAAGAGGAUGGAGAGGAUAACAAUGAAAGUGGGAGUGGUAAUACAGAUGAAGAGAAUUAUCAAUACUCUUCUAUCAGCAUGGAUUCAGACGAUGCCAAUGGAAUACAAUUCCCUACAGAAUCACUAGAAUUAUAUUCUUCUGAACUUCCAUUGGAACUCAAAAAGGAGGAUGUGUACCCAGAUCCAAGUUUUGUGAAUGGUGAAACACAACUUACAUCUCUUGAAAUCCCCAAUUACGACAAACUGAAAGAUUUUCUGAAAGAUUCGGAAAUCUGUGUGAAGCCAAAUCUAUCGUCAAUCGAAGAUUCUUCAUUUGAUGAUCUGAGUUUGAGCUUUAAAAAUUCGUACAAUUUGGAUGUACCUCUGCAAGACAAAAUCGCAAAAUAA